Messenger RNA from Austrofundulus limnaeus, 4348 nucleotides. RefSeq names its product adenylate cyclase type 3. Gene Ontology annotation, cellular component: plasma membrane. The coding region runs from base 859 to 4134 and encodes 1091 amino acids. The transcript is spliced from 20 exons. Gene Ontology annotation, biological process: intracellular signal transduction; adenylate cyclase-activating G protein-coupled receptor signaling pathway; cAMP biosynthetic process. Lineage: Eukaryota; Metazoa; Chordata; Actinopteri; Cyprinodontiformes; Rivulidae. The record is from RefSeq and is a predicted model, not a curated record. Gene Ontology annotation, molecular function: adenylate cyclase activity.
GAUGAAUGAGUUUACCGUCUGACACAAACUUCAAUGUACACAUGGUGUUUUCUGUCAGUCUUGUUUUAUGAUAAACCCUAUAAAACUUGUCACAAGCAAGUUGGCCGCCAUUGGUAAAGACAACUAGAAAAUAAAUUUUAAUUGCUAAUAUGAGGGAAUUAUUUUUCAUGUAAAAUACUUUAAGUAUUAUUAAAAAGAACCGUUGUUCUCAAAUUUGGUUUGAUCGUUCUUGCUGCAGUGAAACCACCUUUUUUUUCCUUUUUGUCAGCUUUGCACAUCAUGUUUUCCCAAGACAUGACUAUUACUUUGGUUUCAUCUUAACAACAGUAACAGAGGAUUCGCUGUUUACUUCUGGGAGGGCUGGGCGUGGGAGGAAACCAGAGGACCGACGAGCACCAGAGGACUGAUUCUGUGUCACUGAUCUUGUUUUAAUCCAAAGUAAUGCUGGUUUUUGCUCGAGUUUUUGUUCUUUUGUUUUUGGCUAGAUGGAGUCUUGUUGUGUUCAAAUGGAGGAUUAUAAGUGUUUCCUAUCUACCAUGGUAAUCAGCAGGACUUCAGAUAGAAGAGGUCUUUUAUUUUGAGAGGUUUUAACCUGGAUGGAGAAAGGUAAUAGUAAACUAGAAACCAUCCUGAAGUUAUUCCAAAUGUAAUACCAGGUAAAAACCUUUCAACCUUUCUUUAUGGAUCUAUUGUGAGCAAAGAAAAGAAGUAAACUUUUUUAAUUAAAAGCUUUUUUGGAAACUUUCAACUGACGUGGAUAUUUCCUAGUAAAAUGGGAAACAUCACAUCGUUUUCUUGGAUUCUGGCAUCUCCUGCACUUUUUGUCACAAAUCAAAUGGAUUAUCUUCAGUGAUCGACAUGGCUCUGAACCGGGUCCCCACGAUGGACACGGAGCAGUCCGUGGAGUCCUCCGUGGAGUCCUCGGGCCAGGCUCCGGGUCGGAGCCACCGAGACGUGGCCGUCCUCCAGUCGGGCUGCUGCCGCUGCCUGCCCAGAUCCGUGCGCCUCACCUUCACGCCGGAGUCCCUGGAGAGACUUUACCAGAGCUACUUUCGGCGCCAGAGGGAGGAGAACCUGCUGGUGUUCGUGGCGUUUGCGGCGCUCUUCAACAGCUUCAUCAUCAUCAUGUGCGCCGUGGUGUACACCGAGGACAAACUGGCCAUGGUGGUGGCUGCAGCCGUGGGCCUGGCUGCAGAUGUUGUGCUCUUCCUGAUGUGCUGGUUCCGUAAACUCCCCGCGUCUCCCGUGGCCAGAGGAGGGGUCCCUUACCUGCUGUGGUUGAUGGUGACCGUUCAUGUUUUGUGCUACAUGGAACUGAACUUCCAGCGGUUCUUGGGCGCCAGUGACUCGGUGGGCUGGCAGGCUUUCUUUAGUUUCUGCAGUUUCCUGACCUUACCUCUGAACCUGCUGCCCCUGGUUCUGCUGGCAGCCCUGUCCUGUGGGAUACACACGCUGGUUCUGGGGGUGACUGUGGCUCAGGGGUUUGUGGAUCAUCUGCAGGGGCCCAUUCUGGUGAGACAGCUCUUUGCCAACGUGAUGCUGUACCUGUGUGCAGCCAUCGUGGGGGUGAUGUCGUUCUACAUGGCAGACAGGAAGUACCGCACGGCGUUUUUGGAAGCUCGUCAGUCUCUGCAGGUGAAACUGACUCUGGAGGAGCAGAGCACCCAGCAGGAGGAGCUGCUACUGUCUAUCCUACCAAAACAUAUAGCCGACGAGAUGCUGCAGGGCAUGAAGAACCAGGCCAACCAGAAUGAAGUUCAACAGCAGCAGCAGUUCAACACCAUGUACAUGUACCGCCAUGAAAACGUCAGUAUCCUGUUUGCAGACAUUGUAGGAUUCACCCAGUUAUCCUCGGCCUGUAGCGCCCAGGAGCUUGUCAAGCUGCUUAACGAACUGUUUGCUCGUUUUGACAAACUGGCAGCUCAACAUCACCAGCUGAGGAUUAAGAUUCUUGGAGACUGCUACUACUGCAUCUGUGGUCUGCCUGAUUUCAGGGAGGACCACGCUGCGUGCUCUAUAAGAAUGGGCCUUGCCAUGGUAGAAGCCAUCUCGUAUGUGCGGGAAAAGACAAAAACGGACGUGGACAUGCGAGUCGGCGUUCACACCGGCACUGUGCUCGGAGGAGUGCUCGGACAGAAGCGCUGGCAGUUUGAUGUCUGGUCCACAGACGUCACUGUGGCCAAUAAGAUGGAGUCUGGAGGAAUCCCAGGGAGGGUGCAUGUUUCUCAGACAACCAAGGACAGCCUGCACGGAGAAUUCGAGCUGGAGCCGGGUAACGGCGGCGAGAGGUGUGAGUACCUGCUGGAGAAAGGCAUCGAAACGUACCUGGUUCUCACAUCCAAACAGGAAGCAAACGGACUUAAUGGAAAAGCACCAGGCACUCUGAUGAACAAAUGUUCAAAUCAGUUGAUCAACACCACAUCACCCAAGGCCAAUGCAGUCCCGCCCCAGUCUAUGCUGUCCAAUUCUAAACAGGAGAGAAACAAGAUGACUGAAGAACAAACGAUCAAUGAUCGGCUGCAGCAGGAGCUUCUGGACAGAGAAUCGCAGCAAAUAAUGAAGGACCACAAAAUCAACCCUGUUUCUCUGCGUUUCGUGGAUGGAAAGCUGGAAGAGCACUACUCCUCAGAAAAGGAGAAACGAAGCGGAGCUGCCUUCAGCUGCUGCAUCAUCGUGCUCUUUUUCAUCACAGCCAUGGAGAUGUUCAUAGACCCGUUGUUAGUUGUGAACUACGUGACUUUUGCAGUUGGACAGGUGUUGCUGCUAAUCCUCACUGUUUGCUCCCUGGCUGCUAUCUUUCCCAGGAUGUUCUCCAAGAGGUUGGUGUCUUUCUCAAUGUGGAUCGAUCGCACUCGGUGGGCAAGAAACACCUGGGCCAUGGCGGCCAUUUUUGUCCUAACCAUGGCUGUUACAGCUGACAUGUUAAGCUGUGUCCCACCGUCACUCCGGGUCUUCAACAGCACCUUUGGCUACAUGCUGGAGUCACUUGGUAACAAAGACUGUGCAGAAUAUCCAAAGUAUUACAGCUUCAUGGCUGUGAUGUCCCUCAUCGCCGUCGCCAUGUUGGUACAGGUCAGCCACCUGAUUAAAUUAGGCCUCAUGGUGCUGGUCGUCACCGCAACCGGAGCCGUUAACAUCUACAGCUGGCGACAUAUAUAUGACCUGUACGACUACAUACAGUUUGCUUCUUACAGGUCAGUCAUGAUCCCAUCAAAGUAUCUCAUGACGGUGAUGAUUAUCGUCAUGAUGAUCGGAUUUUAUUUCUUCGCUCGGCAUUUGGAGCGUCAGUCCCGGAAGCUCUUCCUUUGGAAGGUUGGCGUGCACGACCAGAAGGAGAGGGURUUUGAGAUGAGACGCUGGAACGAAGCGCUGGUCACCAACAUGCUGCCAGAACACGUGGCGAAACACUUCCUGGGCUCAAAGAAAAGAGACGAGGAGCUGUACAGCCAGUCUUACGAUGAAAUAGGCGUGAUGUUUGCUUCCAUCCCGAACUUUUCCGACUUCUACACUGAGGAGGGCAUCAACAACGGAGGCAUCGAGUGUCUCAGGAUUCUCAAUGAGAUCAUCUCAGACUUUGACACGUUAUUAGACCGAGACGAGUUCCGGUGCAUCACCAAGAUCAAGACGAUAGGAAGCACCUACAUGGCUGCCUCAGGACUCACACCUGAGAGCAACUCUAAUAGAUACGGCAACAGUAAGCCAGAAGACCAGUCUCUGAUUCAGCGUUGGCAACACCUCUCUGACUUGGCAGACUUUGCCUUGGCCAUGAAAGUGACGCUGGACAACCUCAACAAACAGUCCUUCAACAACUUCAUGCUCCGCAUUGGUUUGAAUAAAGGAGGCGUUCUGGCCGGAGUGAUUGGAGCUCGUAAGCCUCAUUAUGACAUCUGGGGCAACACGGUGAAUGUGGCCAGCAGGAUGGAGUCGACUGGAGUGAUGGGGAACAUCCAGGUGGUGGAGGACUGCUAUGACAUCCUGAAGGAAUACGGCUUCCGCUUCAUUCGAAGAGGGCCCAUUUUUGUCAAAGGAAAAGGAGAACUACUUACUUUUUUCAUGAAAGGAAAAGACAAAUCCAGCUCCAAUGGGGGUCCAGGAAAAACAGCUCUUCCACACCAAGUCGAAAACCAUUCCUGAUUAUUUUUUUUAAUCUGAUGAACUGACUAACACACAAUAGCCCAAAGGAGAUUGUUUAUUGUGCUCAUUUCUCUCAUACACAGUUAAAAAAAUCAGUUUUAUUAAAGUCGUAGUCAUUGUGGAUAUAGAACAUAAGAGCAAACUUUAUUGUGUAAAGUUGUAUAUAAUUCUGUCAUAUCUCACAACAUACCUGCAUUAAAGAUUUAUUAUGUGA